UUUAUAUUUUCAAAAAAUAUAUCCUUUUAGCAAUCGCUCACCUCAUGAGUCAUGUCAAGACUAUGUAGGUCCGUCUUCUAUAUCUACACCCACAAAUUUUAAGGCUCUCCAUCUCUCUCUCUAUUCUCCAAACCAAGUUCUCAAAACUGUGUCAGAUUCUACAGUACUACCACCAUAAACUGCCAUUAGAAAAAGCUUUUCACUCUGUUUUCUCCACUUUCAUACAUAAAAACAACUAAACAAAGUUGUCAUAUUCUUGAUUUUAACGUUCCCAUAUAUUUAUAAUUCCUCUUUAAUUUGUCUCCAUUGAUUCUUAGUUUUCUGAGUCGAUGAUGAAUAUGGCUUCUGUGAGUGUGACCAACCCAGUUCAGUCCCCGCUCCGUACGUCUCGAAUUUCUUCGCUUUACUUGUCACCCAUUAAGAUUUCACCUACCUCAGUUGCUCUCAAGUCUCGAUCAGUGCCCUCUAGAGCCUCAACCAGCGCCGGCUUGGCUUUUUCGCCGUUGCCGGAGAAUGUCAUAACUCGUAAGAAUAAGAGUACCGUGGAUACUUUUCCUCACAAGCUUUUUUUGGGGUUUUCUGCUUUGGAUCAACGGCUGAGACGGAGAGGUUCUGCUGAACUAUCUCUUGUGACGGCCGCAGCUGCCGAUGCCGACGGUCGGGAAAUUGAAAUUUCCGACAAGCCUAAGAGCUUUGGAGAGAGAUUUCCUUUUAUAAUCACUGGCUUUUUCUUUUUCAUGUGGUACUUUUUAAAUGUCAUCUUCAACAUACUGAACAAGAAGGUUUACAAUUACUUCCCAUAUCCAUACUUUGUCUCAGUCAUACAUCUCCUAGUUGGAGUGGUUUAUUGUCUCGUUUCAUGGACUGUUGGAUUACCUAAGCGUGCACCUAUUAAUAAGGAACUGCUGUUAGUAUUGACCCCUGUGGCAUUCUGUCACGCCCUUGGACAUGUCAUGUCCAAUGUAUCAUUUGCAGCCGUGGCCGUCUCUUUCACGCACACUAUUAAAGCACUGGAGCCAUUCUUUAAUGCUGCAGCAUCACAGUUUAUCCUGGGCCAACAAAUUCCCCUGUCAUUAUGGCUAUCAUUGGCUCCUGUUGUAAUUGGUGUGUCAAUGGCAUCGCUGACUGAACUUUCUUUUAACUGGACUGGUUUCGUCAGUGCAAUGAUUUCAAACAUUGCAUUCACUUACAGAAGUAUCUAUUCAAAGAAAGCAAUGACAGGAAUGGACAGUACAAAUGUGUAUGCUUACAUCUCCAUCAUUGCCCUCUUGGUUUGCAUUCCACCAGCUCUAAUAAUUGAGGGACCCAAACUGUUGCAACAUGGUUUCCAAGAUGCUAUUGCCCAAGUGGGGCUCUACAAAUUUAUCUCAGACUUAUUCUUGAUUGGAUUGUUCUACCAUCUAUACAAUCAGCUUGCUACCAACACCCUGGAACGAGUGGCACCAUUAACACACGCAGUUGGAAAUGUGCUGAAGCGAGUGUUCGUGAUUGGGUUCUCCAUUGUAGUGUUCGGCAACAAGAUCUCCACACAGACAGGUAUUGGUACUGCCAUAGCAAUUGCUGGUGUGGCUAUGUAUUCCUUGAUAAAGGCAAACAUUGAAGAGGAGAAAAGGAAGGCAGCGGCAGCUUCUGCAGCAGGGGGAGCAGCAUCGUCUUAGUAGACAACUUUUGUAGAUAUUGUUGAUGAUUGAUGAUGAUGAAGAGCAUGAUGAGAGGAGAUGGAGAAUUAUGCAAACCAAACCAAACCACCCUAACCGGGAAACAUUUUCAUAUUAUAUUUCAAUUCAACUGCUUUCCAAGGAUUAUAAUAUCAUUCCUAUGUAGAAAUAAAAGUUCAAGAGUCGGAUACUAAAAUCAUUUCCAUAAAGUUUAUUAUUGAAAUGAAUGACAAUUCUUUGUUUUUUUC
Molecule: messenger RNA, 1906 nt
Organism: Cannabis sativa
Lineage: Eukaryota; Viridiplantae; Streptophyta; Magnoliopsida; Rosales; Cannabaceae
Product: triose phosphate/phosphate translocator, chloroplastic
Exons: 12
Coding region: 330-1658 (442 amino acids)
Biological process (GO): transmembrane transport
Cellular component (GO): membrane; Golgi apparatus
Molecular function (GO): antiporter activity
Source: RefSeq, a predicted model, not a curated record